CCUGUCCUGGAGAAAAACACCAUGUUAGCAGCUUUAGUGGAGCAGCUGAAGAAGACUGGACUCCAAGCUGCUCCAGCUGAUCACUGCUAUGCUGGACCUGAAGAUGUGGCCUGUGAUGUCUGCACUGGGAGGAAGCUGAAAGCCAUCAAGUCCUGUUUAUUCUGUCUGACCUCUUACUGUGAGAAACACCUCCAACCUCACUAUGAUGUAGCUCCAUUAAAGAAACACAAGCUGGUGGCCCCCUCCAAGAAGCUCCAGGAGAACAUCUGCUCUCAUCAUGAAGAGGUGAUGAAGAUUUUCUGUCGUACUGAUCAGCAGAGUAUCUGUUAUCUCUGCACAGUGGAUGAACAUAAAGGCCAUGAAACAGUCCCAGCUGCAGCAGAAAGGACUGAGAAGCAGAAGGAGCUCGAGGUGAGACGACUAAACAUCCAGCAGAGAAUCCAGGAGCGAGAGAAAGAUGUGAAGCUGCUUCAACAGGAGGUGGAGGCCAUCAAUGGCUCUGCUGAUAAAGCAGUGGAGGACAGUGAGAAGAUGUUCACUGAGCUGAUCCGUCUCAUCCAGAAAAGAAGCUCUGAUGUGAAGCAGCAGGUCAGAUCCCAGCAGGAAACUGAAGUGAGUCGAGUCAAAGAGCUUCAGGAGAAGCUGGAGCAGGAGAUCGCUGAGCUGAAGAGGAAAGACGGCGAGCUGGAGCAGCUCUCACACACAGAGGAUCACAACCAGUUUCUACACAACUACCCCUCACUGUCAGCACUCAGUGAGUCUACACACUCAUCCAGCAUCAAUAUUCGUCCUCUGAGCUACUUUGAGGAUGUGACAGCAGCUGUGUCAGAGACCAGAGAUAAACUACAGGACAUUCUGAGAGAGGAAUGGACAAACAUCUCACUGACAGUCACUGAAGAGGAUGUUUUACUGUCACCACCAGAGCCAAAGACCAGAGCUGGAUUCUUAAAAUAUUCACAUGAAAUCACACUGGAUCCAAACACAGCAAACACACAUCUGUUAUUAUCUGAGGGGAACAGAAAAGUAACAUUAAUGAAACAACAACAGUCUUAUUCUGAUCAUCCAGACAGAUUCACUGUAAUGUGUCAGGUUCUGAGUAGAGAGAGUCUGACUGGACGUUGUUACUGGGAGGUGGAGUGGAGAGGGGGAGGAGUUGGUGUAGCAGUCGCAUACAAGAAUAUCAGCAGAGCAGGGAGGAAAAAUGAAUGUUUGUUUGGAUACAAUGACAAAUCUUGGGCAUUAUAUUCUUACACAAACAGUUAUACAUAAUUUACACAACAAAGUCCAAACUGUCCUCUCAGGUCCUCGGUCCUCCAGAGUAGGAGUGUACCUGGAUCACAGAGCAGGUAUUCUGUCUUUCUACAGCGUCUCUGAAACCAUGACUCUCCUCCACAGAGUCCAGACCACAUUCACUCAGCCGCUCUA
Molecule: messenger RNA, 1425 nt
Organism: Oreochromis niloticus (Nile tilapia)
Lineage: Eukaryota; Metazoa; Chordata; Actinopteri; Cichliformes; Cichlidae
Product: tripartite motif-containing protein 16-like
Exons: 1
Molecular function (GO): zinc ion binding
Source: RefSeq, a predicted model, not a curated record